CCCGCGACCUGUGUGCAGAUGAUUGCCGUGCAAUGUGCAUGAUCUACAGCAUGCUGAGAGGCGAGGCUUACGGGCUGUAGAGUGCUGCAAGGCGAAAACACUCGCAGCCUCGUUGGCUCCUCGUGGCAUCGUGCUAUUCCGGAGCGCGGUGGGCAUAAGCUUGCGUCCAGCUAUUCUAGCUGCGCUCUGCGAUUUGCCUUCUCGCCACCAUGUCCGACUACAACGACUCCGGCGCAUACAGGGACACUCCACACAACAGCUUCUAUCCCGAUUCCUCUCAGGGUCGUCCACCGAGCGGAUACCCGACAUCGUCGACCGGCCGCAGAGCCCCGCGGUACAGCAGGCCGUCGAACCCGAGCUGGGUCUCCAAUGGUAUGUUGUCGCCGCCUCCGCUCGCGGGCCCGCCGUCCACGGUGGGCUCGCGGCCGCUGCCUGUACCCUCUCCCACUCCCUCUCGGGGCAUGUCAGACUUCCGCCCUCAACACCCGACCCCAUCUGAGCUCGGGGAGGCACCGCCGCGACACUCGUACAGGAGCGGGCCCGCGGAGCCGGAGCCGGAGGAGUGGGAGCCCGAGACGGAGAGGAUGACGAUUGGGCAGAGUGAUGAGGACUACGACCAAUACGACCAAUACCAGGGCGAACAACACCAGAUGGCCCCGGCGUACGAGCCUCAGGCUCAAGGGCAUGGGUAUGGGCAGCCAAGACAUGAGUACGAUCGACGGGGACCGGAGCCUCAAGCCCAAGCUCAGCCUCAGCACGAAUCGUUCUACGAUCCGAUUACGAUGGAGGAGCCGGAGCCCAAGCCGAAGAAGAAGAACACGUUCGUCGGCGGCUUCGUAGCUCAGCUGCGCAAGCUCCCGAACGCUAUGUCCAAGAGCCAUUUCUACGAUCGCAAGUCGACGAGGAAGGGCGCGCCGGGUAUGGAGCAACAACCAGGACAGUCACACUACCUCCCUGCCUACGACGAACCCGGCGUCACCGUCAGGAACCCCGAAAGCGUUCACUACGUCGAGGCCGUCAGUAUGCCUCAGAGCCCCGGGUCGAUGUCCCAGGUGUCAUAUGCCGAUCCGAGCCGGCCACAGAGCGGUGUUCGUUCGUCGCAGCGCCACAGCGGCCAGUCCAAUGCACACUCCGCCGGACGUCCCACUAGCCCACCCCGCCUCAUCACGUCCCCCGCACUGAGCGCUGUGCUCGUAAGCCCGCACCCAGCGAGCGACUACGCGAAGAUGGACUCCCCGGUGCGGUUCGCAGCCCCAGACGACUCAUUCAGCGCGCACGUCACGCGCGUGAAGGACUUCGUGCACGAGCUCAAGGCGCUGCCUUGGACCUCCUCUCGCGUGGCGCUCGACUACGUGCCCACACAGUCGAGCCGCGCGCGUACCGGAAAGGCGAAGCAGGCCGGGUCGUGGUACACGGGCGUGCAGGGACACCAGGACAUCGACUUGCUGGGGUCCGCGCGACCCGCGCCUCGGCGUCUCCGGAGCGAGGAUGGCCAGUCUGCACGUAUCGCCGUCGCGCACGACGGGCGGACCCCCGCCAGCUUCGUCACUUCCCCUGGUCUCAUGCCUUCCCCGGGUAUGUCGUCGCACGGGCAGGGGCAGCAGGGCGUGUCGUACAGCUACUACUUCGCGCCCCCGCAACCCUUGUACGUCUACCAGUCCCCGAUGACGACUCCUGCAACUGGCCCCGCCCUCACCGACUCUCCUGGUUCAUCCUCCUCUUCACGGAGGCGCGAAGCCGCCCAAGCUGUUCCAGUAUAUAUGAUGGCUGGCCCUCCCCCGGGGUUGAUCCCCACACCUCCACCAGCGGCGCAUAUGCCUGGGUCGCCAAACCCGCCUCCCCCUGGUCUUGCGCCGGCCGCCAGCCACCAUUCCCGUUCGACAUCGCACUGACUCCCUGAGCUCGACUUCUCUGUUCCAUACGUGUAGCGUUUAUGCUUUAUGUGUCUCCCUCGCGCCGCAUUGCACUAGGAGAGGCUCGUUGUAUCUUAUGACGCGGAUGACAUGACCGUAACGACUUUCCAGUCUGUAUCACAAUCCGGGCUCAAUACCACCGGUGUUCGCCGCCGUUCCAGCCCGGUCACUAGCUGCAUGCGAUUAGAGGCGGGCAGUAGUCCAUAUCCGAAUCCACGAGCGAUAUAGGUCGCCGCCUUGCUAUCUUGUUUUCCC
Molecule: messenger RNA, 2168 nt
Organism: Trametes versicolor FP-101664 SS1
Lineage: Eukaryota; Fungi; Basidiomycota; Agaricomycetes; Polyporales; Polyporaceae
Exons: 2
Coding region: 210-1892 (560 amino acids)
Source: RefSeq, a predicted model, not a curated record